ACGACGCAACAGCUUCAUCUGUUGAAAUAGUAUUUGAGGGUACCAGUGGUGACAAUUAUUCAAGAUUGCUUUUUAAAAAUGACGGGAUGAAUUUUCGACAACAAGAUUGGGACCGAUUAAAGAAAAUUGCUGAAGGAAAUCCGGAUGAGCAGAAGAUCGGUGCUUUUGGCGUUGGAUUUUAUUCGGUAUUCUCGAUUUGUGAAGAACCACUUGUAUCUUCCGGCAAUCUUGGCAUGGCGUUUUAUUGGCAAGGUGAUCAAUUGUAUGUGAGACAUGGCCCCAUCGAUAAUAGUGACUCUACGUGGACUACAUUCUUAAUGGAUAUGAGAAAUCCUUUGAAGCUUCCUGACUUGGAUGAAUUCGGCCGUUUUUUGGCAACUUCGUUGGGAUACACCACCAAUCUUCGUCAAAUUUCGGUAUAUUUUAAUGAAAAUGAGUUGAUCUGUAUUUCAAAGCAAGUUAUUGGUCAUUCUCGAUCAAUUGAAAUCAGACCUGAUAUAAAAAAAGAAGCUCCAGAUAAAUUGUUUAAACUUGAAUCGAUCAAUAUACAAAACUUUAAAUUUGAUGCUGUUAUCACACCUAGCAAUCGUGAAGCAAAAAGGGCGUCCGUGUGCCUUCAAAUUGCUAAUGGAAAUCUGAAAGUUCAGGUCCCAAGUAAAUUUUCCUCUGAAAUGGAAAGGUUAACAAAGAAAAAGCCUCCAAGUAAUACUAUUAUACAGGCCAUUCUUCCCAUGUACAGUGACUAUGAAUCUUCCAGUGUAACUUUCGACAUUUUCAAGGAUUUGUUGCCAUUCCCCGAGCAAGGAAAUAUUUUCAUUGGUUUCAGAACACAUCAAACAACCGGCUAUUCUGUGAAUUUAGCCGCUCGCGUCAUACCAACAGUCGAACGUGAAUCAAUUGAUUUUGCCGAAAAAACGCUUUCAAUAUAUAAUGUAGAAAUGCUGCGUUCAGCUGGAACAUUGUGCCGCUUGCUAUACGAAGAUGAGAUGAAUCAAAUCUCACAACUAUAUCAAUAUGGAUUAGACGAUAAUCAAUUAAUGCUUGAAGAACGUUCAGCUCGCGUUCUUAAUCAUUUUACCUUUAGGCAAAGUACACCAGAUAUUAAAGUAGGAAACAUCAUCGAAACACAAUUUUAUAAAUGUUGUUUAUCACGAUUAUCAAUAUUAUCUACUCACGGCGUCAAAGCCAUUCAUCUGAUACGGCUACCCAGUCCAGAGAUGACUGCAUUUAUAAAAACUAUUCCACUUGUUCCAAAAAUCAUGAUGGAUCAAUGCAAUUUAUUUUUUCAUAGAGCAAAUAUUAUCUUGGGGCUUAUUGAAAAACUUUCAAUAAAUGAUGUGUUUGAAGAAUUGAAAAAUCGAGCCCUGGAUAAAGAUGAAAUGAUAGCCUUGAUGGAGUGGUGGAUAACGCAAAGUUUCUCGAUAACAGAUCAUGAUAAACUCAUGCAACUGGCCAAUGUCAAUAUUGAAAAUAAAGUCUUGCAUUUGAAAAAUAUUCGUCAUUUCCAAAACCCUGGUAUUAUAACUCCGGGUUUAGAUGUUCCAUCCGAUGUAUUGCCAUAUGUUAUUAGUCAACAUUUUAAUAAUAAGCUUGAUAAAUUUAAACAAUCUUUUAGAAAUUGGACCGAACUUUCAUUGGCUACAUGGGCGCAAUACAUUGUUGAAAAAUAUGAUUUAAAAAAUAAUCCAGCUUUUGCUGGAGAAUUUAUAAGUGCUCUUUCCCGUGGAUUCAAAAAUACAAAGAAAGAAGACCAGUCCACUAUAUGUCAAUUACUAUCUCGAAUUGAAUGUAUUCCGACACAAUUUGGUGUGAAAAGACCUGCUAAAACAUAUUUUCCCGAUGUAACACUAUUUUCAGACUUGCCCAACGUUAGCGUAAAAGGAGAUGAAAAAUUUUUUACAGAGAUGGGAAUAAAUAAGUAUGUGGAAUUGGAAGUUGUUUUCGCUCGAUUAGUUAAUAAUGAAAAUUUGGAUCACAUGAAGCUUUUGAAAUAUUUUGCAAAGUUUACCGAAGAUCUCAAAGAUGCUGAUUUGGAAAAAUUAAAAAGGACCACAAUUUGGAUAAAGGAGUGUGCUGGUGAUAAUAAACCCGAGAACAAUGUUCAAAGAUAUUUGGCAAGAGACUUGUAUACUCCAUGCUAUCAAAAUAGAGAACUUGAAUUACCAAUAAUACAAUGGAAAGGACAUUGGAACAAAAACUCAAAUGAAGCUAAAUUUAUCAUUGGGCUUGGAUUGCAAGAAUAUCCUUCUCUUCAAACUAUUCUUCAACUUGCCGAACAAGCUCAACCCAUCGAACUUCGUGAGAAAGCACUUAAAUAUUUUAUCAAAAAUUUCAAAGAAAAAUAUUCUGAAAUGUACAAACCCGAUUCGAUCCAAAUAAAAUUUUUACCGUGUAUCAAUGCUAAUAUUUAUGCAAAACCAUCAGAGUGUUAUUCGAGCCCUGAUUGCGUGAAAAUGGGAUUUAAUGCUUUGCGCCAAGAUUUAUGCUUUUGGGCUAAAGAAAUCGGUGUUAAACUACAUCCUGAUAGCAAUUUGUUGCAGGAUAAAUUGGUGCAAAAUCCUCCAAACAUAAACAAUGCAAGAAAAAUUUUCGAAUACAUGUACUUUGCAGCGCGUGGAAGUCAUGUAAAUUGGCAAAAACUUCAGAACAUCAAAUUCAUACCUAUCAGAGAGAAAGUUCCGCCACAUAGAAUCACACAUCACAAGCCGGAAGAAUGUUUUUUCAAA
Molecule: messenger RNA, 2726 nt
Organism: Racocetra persica
Lineage: Eukaryota; Fungi; Glomeromycota; Glomeromycetes; Diversisporales; Gigasporaceae
Source: the annotation of a GenBank genome assembly